Messenger RNA from Triticum aestivum (bread wheat), 2631 nucleotides. RefSeq lists its product as uncharacterized. The record is from RefSeq and is a predicted model, not a curated record. The coding region runs from base 1 to 1806 and encodes 601 amino acids. NCBI's taxonomy places the organism in Eukaryota, Viridiplantae, Streptophyta, Magnoliopsida, Poales, Poaceae. The transcript is spliced from 10 exons.
AUGACCAUCGCCGUCCCUACGACGCCCCGAGCUGCCCAAGAGCUCCGUCUCAUUUCCCUCUUCGUCAUCUCUGGCCCGUGCAGCGCUGUAAGCCCUCGAACGCCGUCCAUGCCGCCUUCUUCAACCUCGGGCCGCCGGAGAUCCGCUUCGCCGCCCUGCUCAGCUCCGGCCUUCCCCGAGCUUGCUGACCUGCUCUUCAUCUCCGCCGUGAGCUCCUCCCCCGAACCCUCCUCUUUCCCGUCUCGUUUGCACGCCAUAGUCGCCGUCUUGCCUGAGACCGAACUGCGCCGCCGCCCGAGCUUCUCGCUGUCGUGCGCACAGCCACCGCAACUCCCAACCGAGCACACCUAUGUGCUCACCAUGCUGCGCAGGUGCCGUGGUGGCUCUCGCCGGUCCAAUCCCAGUCAUGACACUAACUCCAAGCGUCUGCGCAACCCAGGAGAAGUUCCAGAGGGAUCAUCUGCGUCCAAGCGCAAUGUCAAGACCACAGCUAGCAAGCACAAGGAGCCUGCCAGGGGUAUGGAUGAGAUAGCCCCUACUGAGUAUGUCCGUCUCAGGCAGCUUCACCCUUAUGUGAACCCGCGCUCCACUGUUCCUGAUGAUGGGCUUAACACUCCAGUGGGUGUUCGCCCCCAUGGCAAUGCUGAUUCUGCCAACAAGGACAAGCUUACCCCGUUCAUGGUUGAGAAGGCGCUCGCCAAUGGCAAGACAACUUUGAUGCUCGUUGCUCUCGCUGCUGGUUUUGACCGUGUGCCGUUUCGAGGUGCGAGUGCACCCUCUCCCCGCACGUCGCGUGCACGUCGCGCCAUUUGCGGGGGCGUGGGUAACCCUGCCGUCGAAAGCCCCUCGGCCCAAUCCAAUCGCCCGCACUCUGCAACCCUCCCUCCCUCCUCGAUCUCUCUCCCUCAGCCGCCACAAACCCUAGGUCCCUUUCCUACGAUCCCGUGGUCGCUGCUCCUGCUCCAUCCGACCUUCGUGGAGGGCCCGAUCCGCGCCGACGCCGUGCCGGCGGCGGCCGGGGCGGGCGUGGAGAGGGCCGAUGCGGCGGCCGCGGGCGGGGCGGCGGCAGCCAACGCCAGGGAGGACGGGGUCAGGGAGUACAAGAGUGACGUGCGGAACCCCUCCGCAGAGGAGUUCGUGCCGCUCUCCCGCCGCCAGGGGGACGGCGCAUGCCGCCUGUCGGCCGACGCGCCCGUCUUCAUCUCGCCCGCGAUCGACUACUAUGUUCCUCCGUCCACUGACUUUGUCCAUGCAGGUGGCCAGUUUCCUUCCGUUCCAACCUUCUCCACGGUCUCCCCAAUUCAUCCUUCGUCCCUUGCUGCUCGAGAUUCUCAUCUGCUCAGGCCGCGAGGAAGCCACAUGAGGAGGAGACACCUCGCCCCGAGAAUCCCGAGAGGAGGGGCUCAACCAGAGAGGAGCAGAUGCCAGCCAGGUAGUCGGCUCGGCACGACAUCAUCCUUCGUGUCUGGCCCGCAGCAGACCCUAGCGCUGUCCUUUAGGUGUCUUCACGGCUGCAGGAGUGUAUGUGUUAAGCUUCAGGCUAAUGUAUUGGUUGAGAUCGAGGAGAGAGCGAGCCGUUGCAGAGGAGAGGGAAGGGUGGGCGGAGGUCAGGCAUUGCUAACAGAUUUGAGGAGGAGUGGGAAAGGUGAAGGUGAUGCCGGCCGGCUGGCGCCUCACCACUGGCUCCUGUUUUGCAGCAGCAAAGAGAAAGGUGCCGAGGAUGUGUUGCUCUAUGCACGGCUGUCAGAAGUACAUCCUUGCUAUGAUGUGUUACCGCCAUUCCACCUCUUCCUCGUGAUGGUAUAGGAGUACAUACUAAUUUGAUAAACAAGAGGCGAAGUUGCCAACGCCUGAGAUAGUGGUUCCUACCUAUGGCCUUCGCACCUUUAGUUCCGCAAGUAGUUCAGCAACUCAAAUGCGAUUUGCUUUCUCCUUGGUUUACACUGGCUGCAGCCUCCUAUUUGUGACGUCGUAGCCCCAAAGGUGAGUUGAGUUGCUACUUGGUUGGAGAUGUUGAUGUCGUUUGAGAUGCCCGCUGGAUUCACCCUUUUCAAGGUUCUGAAUAAGGGCAAGCUCGACAAGGUCGAGUGGUACAGGUGUGAUCUUCAUGGAGCUAGCGAUCAUUGGAUUUGGUAAUACAUAUUCACUUAUUCAGAGAGCCCAAGGUGAGAAGGGACGAGCAUCUAGAACAUCACCACCUACUUAUCAGUGAGCUACUAUCUGUCUUUGAAUAAGUUACUUAACAAGAGAAGGCAGGUAGCAAUAGAACACGUGCAAUCUCAAUGUUUACUAAUUAUCUAUUUCUGAAUUUAUUCGUUCCCAGCUGCUCUGAAUCUAGGUGUUUUGCUUACUGCUUUGUAGGAGUUUCCUACCUUUCUUCUGCAAAUCUGGAAUGCCUUUAUGGCAUGAUCAUGUGAAAAAAGUACCUUCAUGCAGUAAUGGAUUUGAUUAUCACUAGUUACUCUGUUUUCACGAAUUAUACCCUAAGGCCCAUGUAAAUCUGAUAGAAGAUUAAGCUAUUUAAUUUUAACUAAAAAGGAUAAUAUUCUUUCAGUCGCUUGACUCUGUCCAGACCUGAAAAAUACUUAUACUUUGAAAGCUUGAUAUAUGAGUAUGUAAUUUUACAGGUAU